GCGUGAGAUAAUGUUAUCACAUCAUAAUUUGAGCCCAAUACAAUACAAUAGUCCAAUAAACACAUUGCGUUUUUCCUUAUAGUCCAAAACCCGGAACCAUAUUCUCCAUCGAAUCGGAUCCGGUAAAAUUGAAUGGUCAAGAUUUGCUCAGUAGUUCAAUGUCACAUCCAAACCGUCGUAGCUAGGGUUUUCAUAGUAAUAAUCUUUAAAACCCUCACUCUUCCGCCCACUAUAUUCCACACUUAAUCCCUGCGCAUAUUAGCGAGUGUCUCCGGCGCCGUGGCUAGGGUUUUUCGUCCGGCUCCAUCGCAAAGGCGCAAAGAUGUAUACUGCAUUGCAAAAGAUUCACAAGGAAAAGGAUGCCGAACCCACUGAGUUUGAGGAGAAUGUAGCUCAGGCCUUGUUUGAUUUGGAGAACACAAAUGGAGACAUUAAGAGUGACUUGAAGGACCUUUACAUUAACUCUGCCUUGCAAAUUGAUGUUUCUGGAGGCAAGAAGGCAAUUGUGAUCCAUGUACCCUACCGGUUGAGGAAAGCUUUCCGCAAAAUCCAUUCUAGGUUGGUUAGAGAACUUGAGAAAAAGUUCAGCGGAAAGGAAGUUGUUGUCAUUGCUACUAGAAGGAUUGUGCGUCCACCAAAGAAGGGUUCUGCUGUUCAAAGGCCUCGAUCCCGUACUCUCACAUCUGUUCAUGAAGCUAUGCUUGAGGAUGUAGUUUAUCCAGCUGAGAUUGUUGGCAAGCGUAUCAGAUACAGACUCGAUGGGUCAAAGAUCAUGAAGGUAUUCUUGGAUCCCAAGGCAAAGAAUGACACAGAGAACAAGCUCGAGACGUUCUCAGGAGUCUACAGGAAGCUAUCGGGGAAAGACGUUGUCUUUGAAUUUCCCAUGACAGAUGCCUAAAAAUCUUGCAAUCCUAGUUGUGCUGUCAUCUUUUAUGCUAUUGCAAGAAAUAUACAUUUAGUAUGGGGGUAUUUGAAGUUUUGACGAAAGAGAAUUGGGGUCCUGUUUUUCACCAAAAUUUGUUAAACCUGUGUUGUUUUAAUUGAAGUUUCUCUUUUUGGAGGUUCGCUUAUUUGCAUUAAGUAAAGACAUUUGCUUCACUGAGUUGUUACCGCCGAAGUAUGAAUAGUAUUAUUGAUAGUGUUUGAUGAUUUAUUUUUCUUCUAA
This is a messenger RNA of Salvia miltiorrhiza (redroot sage), 1165 nucleotides long. RefSeq names its product 40S ribosomal protein S7. The transcript has 6 exons. NCBI's taxonomy places the organism in Eukaryota, Viridiplantae, Streptophyta, Magnoliopsida, Lamiales, Lamiaceae. Gene Ontology annotation, biological process: ribosomal small subunit biogenesis; translation; rRNA processing. Gene Ontology annotation, cellular component: 90S preribosome; small-subunit processome; ribosome. Gene Ontology annotation, molecular function: structural constituent of ribosome. The record is from RefSeq and is a predicted model, not a curated record. The coding region runs from base 323 to 898 and encodes 191 amino acids.